AUGGGCGAGAAGCCAGAGCCUCUGGACUUCAUGAAGGAUUUCCAGGAGUACCUGACCCAGCAGACCCACCACGUGAACAUGAUCUCGGGGUCAGUGAGCGGGGACAAGGAGGCAGAGGCUCUUCAGGGAGCUGGGACAGAUGGCGAUCAAAAUGGACUUGACCACCCAUCUGUUGAAGUUUCCCUGGAUGAAAACUCAGGAAUGUUAGUAGACGGCUUCGAAAGGACCUUCGAUGGGAAGGUCAAGUGUCGUUAUUGCAACUAUGCCAGCAAAGGGACAGCCCGGCUUAUCGAGCACAUCAGAAUCCACACAGGUGAAAAACCUCAUAGAUGUCACUUAUGUCCAUUUGCCUCUGCUUACGAGCGUCACCUGGAAGCCCAUAUGCGUUCCCAUACAGGAGAAAAACCAUAUAAAUGUGAAUUGUGUUCCUUCCGCUGCAGCGAUCGAAGUAACCUCUCCCAUCAUCGAUGGCGCAAGCAUAAGAUGGUACCAAUCAAAGGUGCGAGGUCUUCCUUAAGCAGCAAGAAAAUGUGGGGCGUUUUACAGGAGAAAACCAGCAACCUGGGCUAUAGCAGAAGAGCACUAAUCAACUUACGUCCACCUUCCAUGGUGGUUCAGAAGCCAGACUACCUUAACGAUUUCACCCAUGAAAUCCCCAACAUCCAGACGGACUCCUAUGAAAGUAUGGCGCAUCCCCCGACGUAG
Myotis brandtii (Brandt's bat) is the source of this 705-nucleotide messenger RNA. Its product is annotated as zinc finger protein Pegasus-like. Gene Ontology annotation, biological process: regulation of transcription by RNA polymerase II. The coding region runs from base 1 to 705 and encodes 234 amino acids. Gene Ontology annotation, molecular function: RNA polymerase II cis-regulatory region sequence-specific DNA binding; DNA-binding transcription factor activity. The record is from RefSeq and is a predicted model, not a curated record. Lineage: Eukaryota; Metazoa; Chordata; Mammalia; Chiroptera; Vespertilionidae. The transcript is spliced from 2 exons.